This is a messenger RNA of Salarias fasciatus (jewelled blenny), 1972 nucleotides long. RefSeq names its product canopy FGF signaling regulator 2 (gene cnpy2). The coding region runs from base 102 to 656 and encodes 184 amino acids. Lineage: Eukaryota; Metazoa; Chordata; Actinopteri; Blenniiformes; Blenniidae. The record is from RefSeq and is a predicted model, not a curated record. The transcript has 6 exons. Gene Ontology annotation, cellular component: endoplasmic reticulum.
CUGCAGCUCCACAUCCUGUCCGGCGGCUCGGUGCUACGUCACCACAUUCGCCGCCUGUGAUGUGACGCGUUGGAGGAGCGUGAACGAGAAACAGGCACAAAAUGAGGGAAGCGGCGCUCCUGCUCACUCCGUGCGUGUUGGCGUGUCUCCUCGUGAGCUUCAGCCAGGCGGCCAGACAGGGACAGGACAUCAGGUGUGGAGCCUGCAGGGCUCUCGUAGAUGAGAUGGAGUGGGCCAUCUCUCAGGUAGACCCCAAGAAGAUGAUCCAGACCGGCUCCUUCAGGAUCAAUCCGGACGGCAGCCAGUCCAUCAGAGAGGUCCCUCUGGCACGCUCGGAGGGAAACCUCCUGGAUCUGAUGGAGAGUGUGUGUGAGAACAUGGCGGACUACGGUGAGCACACAGAUCCUGCCACAAACAGGAAGUCCUACAUCAGGAUCAAGUCUCGAAGUGGCGAGGCCAUGGACCUGUCAGAGGCCACGCUGGACUCCAGAGUUACUUCUAGUUUGAAGUUUGCAUGUGAAACAAUUGUCGAACAGAACGAAGAUGAAAUCAUUGAGUUUUUCUCUCACGAAACGGACAAUGUCAAAGACAAACUUUGCAGCAAGAGGACAGACCUCUGUGACCACGCUCUAAAGAUGUCCCAUGACGAGCUUUGAUACGAUCUCUUCAUAGCUGCCGUCUCUCAGCUGAAAUGGAGACUUUAGGUGCUGUAAUGUUUUUGAUCGUCACCUGUCUGAAUCAGGCCAGUGCUGCAAGAUGUGUACAAAUCCUUGUUUCCACCUGGAAAAAUAAUGUUUCUGUGAUCUCUAAAAAUGAAGGACCACUUUGCUAAAAGCCGAUCUUAUUUAGUCUGUUUCUUAGGUUACUGGUUUACACACAUGCCGUCUCACCUUCAGACACUCUUUACUGGGUAAAAAUCAAACUGUGAAAUUGCACAGAUGAAGUUAAACUUCUUUGUUGAUGCAGGACUUCUUACACAAUAUUAAGUGAGAUUAAAAGAUCCGGUGAAUUUGUUCGAAGUGGUCCUUCAUGCACAAUAAAACUGUUCUAAAGUAAGAAUAACAUGUCUUAAUAGCAGAUAGUCUUCUUUUAUUCACAGUGAAUCGACAUCAGAACUGCCUGCUCGCUGAGGAAACAUCAUUCGAUAUCAGAUGAGUCUUUCAGCUACAGCUUUAGACGAGUUUGAAUGAUUUGCAGUAUUUAUUGAACCACCCACGAUCACAGGAGUGAAAAUGCUAGUUCCAUUCAUGUCUGUGUUUUGCUGAAUAUUAUUCAGUAAAAUUGAUAAUUUAAAGGAGAAGUCAGAUAUGUAGAUACUUUAAUGCUGUACAGAUGAGCCUUCAUCCCUGAUCACAUGCUCCUGAUAUUUUUUGGUUAUUUAACAAUUGAUCUUCAUCCAGCCUCAACAGAAACUUGUCCAUGUUAUGCUGCAAAAAUAAUGUUUUUUUUAAACUUCGUCCAAUAGAUUAAAUGUUGCGUCCAAUUUGUUGUACUUAUCUUGGAUUUAAAUACAGUAUUUCUGAAUUUAUGACAAAUGUGUCGCCAGAGAAAGAAUCAUGUCCGUUACAGCUGUUGCUUCAGUCAGUCUGAUGGUCGUGAGUGCUGAAACGAGGGAUUUUUGAAGUAAGACUUUGUAGCUUCAAGUAAUCUAAACAAAAAUCCUCUAAGAACUCCCAAGUGUUUCAUUUUUGUUUGUUUGUGUUUGUGGCCUUUCUUAAAAACACUACUAAAGACAGCCACAGCCACUUUGUAUUUUGGUUGUUACUGAGUAAAUUAAAAUAUAAGCGUGAGAAGUAAAGAAAGUCCGGUUUUAUUGACAGUGAAGACUUCAUGAACUCUGGUGUAACAGUGAUAGGCCUGACUGUGCUGUAUUGUUGAUGUGGGAACGUCAACAAAUGUGUUUCUCAUGUUAUUCAUGGAAAAAAAAAAAGAAUUGACUGUCAUGUAAACUUUUUCUUGAAAUUUUUUGAUA